Molecule: messenger RNA, 563 nt
Organism: Aricia agestis (brown argus)
Lineage: Eukaryota; Metazoa; Arthropoda; Insecta; Lepidoptera; Lycaenidae
Exons: 5
Coding region: 78-554 (158 amino acids)
Cellular component (GO): BLOC-1 complex
Source: RefSeq, a predicted model, not a curated record
CAAAUUAUAUAAAUAUAAACUCUAACAAUAUAAUUAUUAUUGCAAAUAUAAAUUAUAGUAUUUAGUUUUUAGAUAUUAUGUCAAAAAUAGCUAAUGUAGUUGAUGGAGAGGCUUCAGAAUCGGACUCAGAAAUCGAAUUAGGGAAAUCUCCAGAUAUCAGUAAUGGCUCAAAAGCAUUUGUUGUUUCCGGUGAAGCGCCAGAAUCAGACGAUGAGUCAAAAUUACCUUCUCCAAAUGAACUGGAGGUAGACCUUCCACUGCACACUUCAAUGAUGCCAGCGUCACCACCCAAAAUGUACACAUCCUUGCUACACCAAAAAUUGUGGGAAUGCAAUGUAUCCCUACGAGCUACAAUAGAAGGCUUGGUCAAGCACACAACAGACAUUUGUGUGGAGAAGCUAUCCCAAUGUGAUAAAACAUUGCUAACUGUACAGGAGAACAUGAGAUCUACCAAUGCCAGCUUGACGUUAGCAAGAGCCCGGCUGAAGCAAAUUCACGGCGAGCUUGAGAAAGCCAACUGUGCCACUGCCUUACCUACUGUUAAAAUUAAAUGAAAGUUUCCA